ACGCUUGCGACACGUAUGGUCUAUGCCACCAUCUUCUCCCUCUGAUUCGCUGCACUCCUUCACAAUCACUUUCAACCGUAAUGGCGCUUCUAGGAAUGGGACGUAGUGUCCCGAAGACCGAGGUCUCCCUCAAACACAUCCUUUUGUCUGAAAUACUUUCCGUCACCUCCGUCAUGCGCAAGAACUCGAGAUGGGCGUCAUCAUUACACACGUUCAGUGCUAGAGACUCUGCACUUGCCAGCAGUCUUGGCUUACGAAGGGGCAGACAAGAUUCUUCUCAUUUUAUGGCCGAACGGGGAAGCACAGAGCAGGAUCUCAUGGGUGGCUUCCAAGAGUUGAGAAGACUUGUGAAGGAGGUCGACGACAUACGUUCAUUACCGCUGACAACACUCCUUGCACCGUUCUUCGCUAUUAUUCGAUCGCCAUUAUCCACGGGACCCAUUACCUCUGCCGCACUAUCGUCACUCCAUAAUUUCUUCCUAUGCAACCUGAUCAGUCCCCAGUCAAUAGAUCUAGGUCAAGCUCUCUCCGAACUUAGCAGCACCAUCUCUCGAUGUAAAUUUGAGGCCAGCGACAGUUCGGGGGAUGAGGUUGUGCUUCUCAAGAUCAUGACCGUAAUACAGAACUGUAUAUGCGGGGACGUCUCGGAAGUGCUGGGCGAUAUAGAAGUUUGCGAAAUGCUGGAGACUACAUUAACCACAUGCUGUCAGAUGCGCUUGAGCGAAUUGCUCAGGCGCUCCGCUGAAGCCAGUAUGCAUGCUCUCGUCCGGACAGUGUUUGCACGUCUACAUCAACUAGAUCCAAUACUGGAAGAGCAGAAGUUACUCGAGGUGACAGACGAAGCCCAAGAAAAUGACGUCAAAAUGAACGUCCAAACGGACUCUUCUACGGCAAUUUCAGCAUUGGCGGUCCCAGAGGACGAUGAUGCUGAGAAGGGCGAAGUCCCUGAAACUGCUGGAGAAGGGCCAUCUUCUCCCACCUCGCCUAUACGCAUGCCUAAAGUUCAAUAUGGUCUUCCAUCCAUCCUUGAAUUGCUGCGCGUUCUCAUCAACAUUCUUGACCCCAGCGAUCAAGCCCAUACAGACUCCACUCGACUGACUGCCUUGAGAGUAUUGAACGUCGCUUUCGAAGUCUCGGGUACCCGUAUAUGCGAGUUCCCCUCCCUCUCUUCGCUUGUUCUGGACUACGGCUGUAAAUUUCUUUUCCAACUGGCUCGGUCUGACAACCCCGUUGUCCUUCAGACAACUCUUCGCACCGUCUCCACUAUGUUUGAGACGAUGCGCCCAAAGCUCAAGAUGCAAUUGGAACUUUUCUUAGCCUUCACAAUUGAUAGACUCGCUCCACCUCCUUCAGCGAAGGUUUCUUAUGCGAAGAGUCCUCGACCGGGAACCCCGUCACUUGUUAUGCCUCACGAUCCCGAUAAACCUCCAUCUACACCUCGUUUGCUGGUUGCUCCUGCUCGUGGGGAUACUCGAGAACUGCUGCUAGAAACUCUCAGCCUUCUGUCGCGGCCUCCUAGCUUCAUGGUGGAUCUCUACUCUAACUAUGACUGUGACAUGAAUUGUGAGAACAUGUUCGAACGACUUGUGGACUUCGCAACUAAGGGUAUAUAUUCCUCUAAUUAUGGUCCCAACCACGACGUUCAAGCGCGGAAUGCGCAAUAUAUCUGCCUGGAUCUUGUCCUGGCGCUCGUAAACCACAUGUCUGCCAGAGCUGAAGGUGUGAACGAAGCCUGGCCAUUUCACUUCAAGUCACCAGAUGAACUUCUGAAGACUAAAUCUCAGAAAAUGCUGGUCCUCAAUGGCGCCUCUCGGUUUAACACGAAGCCAAAGAGUGGCUUGACAUUCUUAGAGGAGCACAAGUUGAUAUAUACAGACUCUAACGAACCUCGUCCUCAAUCGUUGGCUAAAUUCUUGAGAAGCUGCAGUAAGCUGGACAAGCGGCUCCUUGGAGAUUACAUCUCGAGGCCAGAAAAUAUUGACUUGCUGAAGGCAUUCAUGGGACUGUUCGAUUUCAAGAAUAAAACUGUUGCCGAUGCAAUGAGAGAAUUCAUGGAGGCAUUCCGCCUUCCUGGAGAAUCACAACAGAUCAAUCGCAUUACCGAGACCUUUGCGGAGGUUUAUUUUGCCACAGAGCCAGCGGAAGUCAAAUCACAAGAUGCCAUUUAUGUCCUUGCAUACUCAAUAAUCAUGCUCAACACCGAUCUUCAUAGUCCUCAGAUAAGGAAAAGAAUGUCCAUUGAAGACUACAAGCGCAACCUCAAAGGAGUCAAUGAUGGGAGCAAUUUCUCCGAUGAAUAUCUGCAAAACAUCUAUGACUCCAUCCGCAAACAAGAGAUUGUGAUGCCCGAGGAACAUACGGGGCAGGUGGGAUUUGAGUAUGCCUGGAAAGAACUUCUUCAACGAUCGAAGAGGGCAGGUGAAUUCAUGAUCUGCAACUCAUCUCUGUUUGACUUCGAGAUGUUCAAGACGGCUUGGAAGCCCAUUGUCUCAGCUAUUGCAUACGCCUUCAUCAACUUCGAGGAUGACUACAUUAUUGAGCGCGCCAUUUCUGGCUUCCGUCAAUGCGCAACGUUGGCAAGACAUUUCAAUAUGCCCGAUGUCUUUGACUAUGUGGUCGUGUCUCUUUCCCAGGCUACGUCUCUUCUUCCAGAAUCACUCCCUUCGCAGGUUCCAAAUUACCCAGUCAUAGAGAUUGAGGGCCAGACAGUCACAAUCUCUUCUCUGUCUGUCAAGUUUGGGACCAACUUCAAAGGUCAGCUGGCGGCUGUUGUCCUGUUCAACAUCGUCAAUGGCAAUGGCAACGCGUUGCGUGAAGGUUGGACUCAAAUUUUUGAAAUGUUUGAGAACCUUUUUCUGCAUUCGUUAUUGCCGACAGAAAUGCUACAGAUGGAAGAUUUCCUUGGCGGUGUUUCCACGAUUCCGUUGCGUAGAUCGCAACCUCCUCGUCCCACACAAAGAAAUGACGGCCUUCUCUCCGCACUUUCGUCCUACCUGAUGACCCCCUAUAAUUCCAGCACCGACGCGCUCGUUCCUGAAGCUACGGACUCCGACGUCGAAAAUACUCUUGCGACGAUUGAUUGCAUCACAUCAUGUCGAUUGGACGAUCUUUACAAGCAAAUCCUGCAACUUGAUCCUGAAGCUCUCGUAUCUGCCCUCCGUGCGCUGGAAGCAUUGGCGCAUGAGCGGACCGUUUUGAAGUUGAGGCAGGAGGCCGACGAUGUUGUUACUCUGGAAGCUGGUCAGGAUGGGACAUAUUCCCUCCCGUACGAUCCUGCCUCCGUCUUUCUCUUGGAGACUAUGGUUAGCAUCACAUGCAAGACUCCGCAACACAUUGAGGACCUAUGGCCGAUCAUCAACGAGCAUUUGUCUGCCCUUCUUUCCACACCAACGCAGUAUAGCAUCCUGCUCAUCGAGAGAGCUGUCGUGGGCCUACUAAGGAUUUGUCUCAUACUUGCAGACCAGCCAUCGCUUCGUGACCAGUUGUACGUUUCGUUUGACAUUUUGGCAGGUCUUUCUCCAAGUGUAUCGAACGCCGUGGCCGAGCAAAUCGCAGCUGGUUUUGUCCUCCUUGCUACCAGACAUAAGAACAUCAUCACUUCUCAAACGGAAUGGAAGAUGGCAUUUGCACUGCUGCGCUCUAUCGUCCCCCAUCCUGAAGCGUCUCGUCAAACAUUCGACUACAUCCAGUCUCUCAUUGUAGACGGCCCAGAUCAAUGUGUCACCGCUGACAACUUGGCGGGGCUCGUGGCAGUUCUGGACGAGUUCGCUAUUGUAGCCGGCGUAGUUACCGAUGCUCAACAACAGGGUCGUCGUACCCAGUCAUUAAAUUCCUCAAAUUCGCCUAUCGUCGAGAGAGGGUUGAAAGCCGUGGAGAUGUUGUUCGACCUGAAGAAAUUCUGGGCCACCUUAGCGGAGAAAACAGGUUUGCAAAGGGAACAAGUUUGGCGCCAGAAUUGUCUACCACUCCUUUCCGUCCUCGCUCGCCAAUCUACCAACACCUCGAGGGAGAUUCGCCACACGGCAAUAGUCAAUUUACAAAGGAUUAUCUUGGGACCGUAUAUCACUCUGGAUCCGGAAGACCAGUCUCAGAUUGAAGAACUAUUCAACAGGGUCAUUUUCCCACUCUUGGAUGAGCUCUUGAAGCCGCAAGUUCUACUUCGUGACCCCAUGGGAAUGCCAGAAACCCGCUUACGCGCUUCAGCCUUGCUGUGCAAAGCGUUCAUGCAUCUGGAAGCAAGAGAGAGCCAGAAGGCAGAUAUCCGAGUCCUGUGGAUACAGGUCCUUGACCUCCUGGAUCGUUUCAUGCACGCGGAUCGCAGGGAUCAACUAUACGAGGCUAUACUCGAAUCCUUGAAAAACGUCGUGCUAGUCAUGAAUGCGACUGACUUGCUGGUUCCUCCAAUUCCAGGAGAGGAUACACGCGACGCCAGGCAAAAGGCCCUUUGGGCAGCUACACAUGAGAGGAUAGAGCGCUUCCUUCCUGGCUUCCUGGCAGACGUUCUGCCAUCACCAUCACCUCCUCCACCACCUCCACCGCCAACUACCCGACCGCCUCCUCAGGCAACAGCAUCAUAACCUUCCUUUGUGUCUAUUUCACUUCUGUAAUCACUUUGCUUUCGAGAACAGUAUUUAAUUGCAUCAUUCGUUUCUUGUUCGUAUCUAUUCGUGACAUGAGAGGGAAAAAUGACGAAAUAAAGAGAUGUUGAACAAUACAUAAGAAAAUCCACCGAGGACUCGAUCACAACACAACAACGGCGAAGACAACAACAGCAAAAAAGACACUGAAAUUACGAUUAGUUGCAGAUCAAAAAAAGCCAACAUAGAAAGUCUCUCCGCGAUGAGGAAUAAAGUAGACCAUAAGGAAAACAGAAAAACCGAAAGCAGUUGGGGAAGCGAGUGGGACAGAAAGAGUACCAGCAGUCCAGGGAUGGAAUAUUAAAAACCUUAAACAUUCGGCCAAGUUCCCUCCGCUUUUAGUCCGUCAAUGAUCUCCUUGAUGGUCUCAUGGUUGAUUUGCGGCCGGCGAAGCUUG
Somion occarium is the source of this 5034-nucleotide messenger RNA. Lineage: Eukaryota; Fungi; Basidiomycota; Agaricomycetes; Polyporales; Cerrenaceae. The record is from the annotation of a GenBank genome assembly.